Messenger RNA from Morus notabilis, 3107 nucleotides. Its product is annotated as general transcription factor 3C polypeptide 3. Gene Ontology annotation, biological process: transcription by RNA polymerase III. The coding region runs from base 91 to 2898 and encodes 935 amino acids. NCBI's taxonomy places the organism in Eukaryota, Viridiplantae, Streptophyta, Magnoliopsida, Rosales, Moraceae. The transcript is spliced from 18 exons. Gene Ontology annotation, cellular component: transcription factor TFIIIC complex. Gene Ontology annotation, molecular function: protein binding. The record is from RefSeq and is a predicted model, not a curated record.
AUCUUUUUUGUAUGCAUAGUAAAUGGGCGUUUAAUACGGGAUAAUCUCGAUGAUAGCUAGAAUUUCAAUCUUUACAAACUUGAAAUAGUAAUGGCGGAAAGUUCGGACGCAUUGGGAUUGGGUAAUAACUACGAAGAGGCUGUCGAACAGGACAAAACCAAUGUUCCUGUUCAAGAAGCAGAAGAAGGAAAACAAGAAGAAGAAGGAGAAGAAGAUGAUGCAGAUGACGACAACAAUGGAGAUUAUGAUGAUGAAGAAGAAGAAGAAGAAGAAGAAGAAUACAGUUUCAGAUUCAAGGAAGGAGUGAAUCCUUUGGACUUCGUUGAAGACAAUGCGUUGAGUGGCCAACCUUACAAGCAAUUCGAGCGACUUGAGUAUGAAGCUCUUGCUGAGAAGAAAAGGAAAGCCCUUGCCGAUUCCCACCGCCGUGAAGGAUCGAUUAAGAAGGCGAGAGUUGAGGAUGCUUCUAGAGCUACCAUGGAGGAAAUAAUGAAAGCCAUGAAUUAUGGCGUUCGUAGGAAAUCAAGAGAGCCUAAGAAAAGAGGUAGGCAGAAAGGAUCCAAAAACAAACCCAACCGUGAGGUAGUACAAAAGCUUGGUGAAGCUACUCUUUAUUAUGCACAUGGCCGUUAUGAAGAGGCCAUAUCUGUGUUGCAUCAGAUUGUUUUGAAAGCACCACAUUUACCUGAUGCAUAUCAUACACUUGGACUUGUCCACACUGCAAUGGAUGAUACUGAGAGAGCCUUAGGUUUCUAUAUGCUUGCUGCACAUCUAAUGCCUAAAGAUUCAUCGCUUUGGAAGUUGCUAGUUUCUUGGUCAACUGAAAAGGGAGACAUUGCUCAAGCUAAUUACUGCCUUACUAAAGCGAUAACAGCUGAUCCUAACGACAUUCAGUUAAGAUUGCUACGUGCGUCACUCUAUCUUGAGCUUAGGGAUGCUCAAAAGGCUGCUGAAUCAUAUGAUCAGAUAUAUCAACUUUGUCCUGAAAAUGUUGAAGCCCUUAAGACAGGAGCAAAGUUGUACAAAAGAUGUGGUCUGGUAGAACGUUCCAUCCAUAUACUUGAGGACUAUCUUAAUAAUCAUCCCACUGAGGCUGAUUUAAGUGUGAUUGACCUGCUGGCUUCCAUACUGAUGGAGACCAAUGAGCAUAGCAAAGCUCUUCAGCAUAUUGAACAUGCACUUUUGGUGUACUGUUCUGGGAAAGAGUUGCCUUUCAAUUUGACCGUUAAAGCAGCAAUCUGCCACAUUUAUUUGGGGAAUAUGAAGAAAGCUGAGAUGCUUUUUGGUGUUCUACAGACAGAAAAUGCUGCUCAUCAUAUUCACUUUGGCAUUGAAGUUGCAGACACAUUAAUGAGUCUCGGGCAUUAUGAUUUUGCAUUAAUGUAUUAUCUGAUGUUGGAAGGAAUACCUGGUAGUGACAAAGGCUUUUUACAUCUGAUGAUAGCUCGUUGUUACAUAUCCUUGAAGGAUAGAAUACAUGCAAUUAUAUUCUUCCAGAAAGCCCUUGCAACACUUCCAGACAAUAUUGGUGCUCGAUUAACCUUGGCUUCCCUCCUCCUUGAGGAAAGUAAAGACGACGAAGCUAUUUCAUUGCUAUCUCCUCCUAUGAAUUUAGAAUUUACUGAUCAACAUUCUCAGAAAUCUAAGCCAUGGUGGCUUAAUGAAAAAGUAAAGCUAAAGAUUUGCAAUAUAUACUUAGCUAAAGGGAUGCACGAGGACUUUGUGGAUGCAAUUUUUCCUCUGGUUCGUGAGUCAUUAUAUUGCUGUGAAACUCAUAAACAAAAGGUUAAAGUGAGAAGGCGGCUCAAAACGAGAGAUCUGAAUGAAAGAGUCAAAGUACUAGAUACACAUGCGCCUGAUAACUUAUUUGGUGGAUUUAGACCUGUAGCUUCUAGCUCGGAUCUGUUGAAAGCCUCCAGAGCAAAGAAGUUGCUUCAGAAGAAAGAGGAGCAGAAAGCGAAGGCAGUUGCAGCAGGAGUAGACUGGCAAUCUGAUGAUGGUUCAGAUGAUGAGCCUUCGUUACGAGAACAUAGAGAAGCUCCAUUGCCAAAUAUCCUUAAAGACGAAGAGCAUCACCAUCUUAUCGUCAAUUUGUGCAAGGCAUUAGCCACCUUGAGACGAUAUUCAGAUGCGUUAGAGAUUGUAAGUCUCACUCUCAGAUUGGCAAAUAACAUUUUCCCUGCUGACAAGGAGGAGCUUCGGGUCCUUGGAGCUCAACUAGCAUACAACAUCACGGAACCUAAGCAUGGAUUCGACUAUGUCAAAUACAUUGUUCAACAGAAACCGUACAGCAAUGCUGCCUGGAACUGCUACUACAAAGUAAUUUCAAGAUUGGAGAAUCGUGAUACAAGACAUUAUAAGUUUCUACAAACUAUGCAUGGCAAGCUCAAGGAUUGUGUCCCCCCCAUUCUUAUUUCUGCACAUCAACUUACCAUUGCUAGCCAUCAUCAAGAUGCUGCAAGGAAAUAUCUUGAAGCCUAUAAAUUGCUACCGGAUAAUCCCUUGAUUAGUCUCUGUGUUGGUUCAGCUUUGAUUAACUUGGCAUUAGGAUUCAGACUUCAAAACAAGCAUCAAUGCAUUGCACAAGGCAUGGCCUUCCUAUACAAUAAUUUAAGGCUCUGUGAAUCUAGCCAGGAAUCCUUAUACAACAUUGCCCGGGCGUACCAUCAUGUCGGCCUUGUAUCACUGGCAGCUACAUAUUAUGAAAGAGUUCUUGCAAUUCAUGAGAAGGAUCAUCCCAUUCCUAAGCUUCCCAAUGAGAAUCCAAUCUCAAAAGAGCAGAGACCUGGUUACUGUGACCUUCGCAGGGAAGCAGCGUUCAAUCUGCAUCUUAUCUACAAAAGAAGUGGAGCUUUUGAUCUUGCUAGACAAGUCCUUAAGGAUCACUGCACCUUUUGAGUCUUCAUGCCGACGAUACUGAAGAAUUAUCCGUCGACAGAAAAAGUCAAUUCGAUUUUUUUUUACUUUUAAAUAUUUGAUAUUUUUAGACUUCUAGAAGGAAGUUGAUUUUGAUGCAGAUACAACAGUUGAAAAACUAGUAGUGCAUUUUUCCAUGUUCUAGCCCAUAUUUAUCAUAGCAUACCAGAUUUAAUUUCUGAUUGUUUUGU